AUGUCUACUGUCAAGUUCCAGUUUCCGUCAUACAAGCUUUUGGAGUUGGGACUCAACACCGACCAAACAAUCAUUGUUGGUGAAGACGACGGGCUCGACUCGCCGAAUACAGUCAUUCUCAAACACGAAGAAGCUGCACGGGCAGCUAGCGGAGGAGAUUAUCCGAGGAAUUCUUCCCCUCCUCUCAAUAUGGCAACUUACAGUAAAGCACAGUUGCCAUCAGUUCCUGGGUACGAUACGGCACGGUAUCACGACACAGCAUACGAUCACUAUCCAGCUCAUAAUUUCUCUGCCCAACAAACGGAGAAAUUUGCACACCUUAAUCAGCAGUCGUUUGCGUCAAACAAUGCCGUUGCUCAAUACAUGCCGACGGGCCCAACCGUCCUCUCGUGCCAUCCGUUGUCUGGGCCGUUCGGCACCAAGGUGUUUCUCAAGGUAUCAUCCCAGUACGAUCUGUUUUCAAUGUCGUCAGCAAUGCCGUAUUUCUCCGUGUACUUUGGGUCCCAAAAAAUGGCAGUCCAAGACAUGGUUCGAGACGCCCAAGAUACGACGGGGUUCGUGUACACGUGUAGUGUGGACGCUCCGCAGUUGAUGGUCACGGGCUGCAGCGCGAACAACGUGCCCCUGUCACUAGUUGUUGAAGGUCCAACGGGCGAGGAGAUGUCGAGAGCGGGUGCAGGGUCUUUUCAGUACCUUGACGGAUCGGGGGACGACAUGACGCGGACGAGCAAGCUGCCCAAGCAGGAACCAGCCGCAGCUGGACCUCAACUUGAUCAGGCGAGUGCUUCACCAAAAACAGUCGACACGCAGCAGCUGCAGUCGGAAACGACUCCAAAUAGCUACGACUAUCCCUCUCAGCAGGGUCCGUACGCAAGCACUUUCUCGCCGGGGAACCAUGACAUGAUCACGACGUACAGGACCAGCAGUUUUGCGGAUCCACACUACCGACGGGCUGGUCCAUCAUGGGCCGGGUUUGGCGGGCCGCUGGGAAGCACGAGGAGCUCCCUGGAUCAUUCAGCAUCGGCAAUUGGCGGCGGCGGAAGACCGAGCCUGACGCCACUGCCAAUGCCGCCGUCGGGAGGCAGCGGAACCCCCCAGCUCAUCCGAACCAGCACCAUUGCCAACGGCGGCGGCGGCGGCGGCGGCGGCGGCGGCGGAUCCAACGGCGGGUCGUACCACCCUAUUUCGUUGUAUUCGAGCAAAGCCGUGUUGAAGAUUAACGGGAAACUGGACACGAUGGCGGAGAACUGGACGCAGGAGGAAUGGGACAAUCGUCGACGGAUUGUCAUGUUUCGCAAAUCGCAAAGCGGCUCGACGCUGACUGCCAGCUUCCGGGCUGUCGCCGUCAACGACCGACCACCCAACAGCAUCUGCGUAUCGUGCAUCUGGUGGGCGGAAAAGGCCGAGUGCUUCGUCACCUCUGUGGACACGAUUCAGCUGCUGGAGCAGCUGGUGGCUGCCCCGAACCGGUUCAGUGUCGAGGAAAAGAACCGGAUCCGACGCAACCUGGAAGGUUUCCACCCGCUCACCGUGUCCAAGGCCAAGGCCGACAGCGAAGAGUUUUUCAAGAUCAUCAUGGGAUUCCCGAAUCCCAAGCCUCGCAACAUUGAAAAGGACGUCAAGGUGUUCCCGUGGAAGAUACUGGAGCCAGCGCUCAAGAAGAUUAUUGGCAAAUACAGCGCCAGUCCGAGCAGUACGCUCCCGCCCAGCAGCAUGAUGACUGCAGUCAGCACGGCGCCAUACGCGCCGCUGCCAACACCGCCCGGUCAUGGCAUGGCCUCGCAGCAGCAGCAGCAGCAGCAGCAACAACAGCAGCAGAGCCUGGCGUCCCAGCAGGCCGGAGACGGCGGGCACGGCCAGUACUCUGUCCAUUCGACCCAUCACGACGCCAUUCCCUCACCGCGGUCCCUGUCCGGCUCGCAGCCCACGUGGACUCCGUACACGUCUGCGCCUGGGUACGCAUCGAGUACACGAACGCUGAGCCCUACCGGUCGGCACCCGAGUCCUCACCAGACACAAUACGCGCCACCCAUGCGCAUAAACACGAACCCAUUACCAGCCGUGACGACGUACGACUCCCGCAGCGUUUCGACAGGGGGUUACAGCUCGAGCGGGUUACACACGCCCAUCAGCCAGCAUGCAUCGUCAACGGCGACUCCGACGCGAUGGGAUAGCACGUCUGCGAACUAUUCGGACAACUAUCCAAGCAUUGGCUCGCAUCACCAGCCGGGGCCCCCCGUGUAUGGCGCCGGGGGCUACGGAGACGGAGCUCCUCGCGCAUAG
Ustilaginoidea virens is the source of this 2283-nucleotide messenger RNA. RefSeq lists its product as uncharacterized. Lineage: Eukaryota; Fungi; Ascomycota; Sordariomycetes; Hypocreales; Clavicipitaceae. Gene Ontology annotation, cellular component: nucleus. The transcript has 3 exons. The record is from RefSeq and is a predicted model, not a curated record. The coding region runs from base 1 to 2283 and encodes 760 amino acids.